Molecule: messenger RNA, 1185 nt
Organism: Fonsecaea monophora
Lineage: Eukaryota; Fungi; Ascomycota; Eurotiomycetes; Chaetothyriales; Herpotrichiellaceae
Exons: 4
Coding region: 1-1185 (394 amino acids)
Biological process (GO): transmembrane transport
Cellular component (GO): membrane
Molecular function (GO): transmembrane transporter activity
Source: RefSeq, a predicted model, not a curated record
AUGAACCCUAAGGUUAUUGAGACGUCCCUGGGCGUGGAAAAAGCUCAUGAUGAGUUGGUCGACGACGAGUAUGCGCUUGAAAAGCUCUCGAUGUCAAAAACGUACGAUUAUUCUGGAGCGACAAGCAAGACCGAUCCAGCAGAGAUUGCCCUGGUGAGGAAGCUCGACUGUCGCAUCAUGCCGAUGAUCUGGGCGAUGUAUUUCUUGAACUAUUUGGACAAAAAUGCGAUUGCCUCAGCACGUCUUAACGGGUUGGAGGACGACAUCGGCCUCACAGGGUCCCAGUACAACACCUCGAACAUUCUCUCUACUGCAUUCUCCGGAUUGAUUGCCGCCGCCAUAUUUUCUACGAUUGACGGAGCGCAUGGAAUAGAAGGCUGGAGAUGGCUGUUUAUCAUUGAAGGAGUCGUCACAUUCGGGAUUGCCAUACUAUCCAUGUGGGCGUUACCAGACCAUCCAUCGUCCACACGCUGGCUUUCGGAGCAAGAGAUGGCAAUAGCUCAAGAGAGAAUUACCAGGGAUACAGUGGAGAAGACGGAAUCUGAAAGUGCGCUGCAAAGCCUCAAAGUCGCAUUCUCCGACCCUCGUCUCUAUCUUUUGGCCUUGAUGCAAAAUCUCCAUCUUUCUUCUGCCGGAUUCAACAACUUCUUCCCCACGGUGGUGGGCACCCUCGGGUUCAACCGCACCGUCACGUUGGUCCUGACAUGUCCGCCAUUUGUAUUUGCAGCAAUCUUUGGGCCCCUCCUUGCGCUCAGCUCUGGAAGAUUCAAUGAGCGGACGUGGCACAUUACCGGUGGAAUGGCUAUGGGAGUGGCGGGCUUUGUUAUAGCAGCGGCGACUCUUAACACGGCUGCUCGGUAUGUCGCCUGUUUUCUGUUCUCGGCUGGUGUCUAUUCCGUCAACUCAUGCAUCCUCGGAUGGGUAUCAGCGACACUCGGACAAACAGCAGAAAAGAAAGCGAUUUCCUUGGGAUUUGUCAACAUUGUGGCCAAUGCUUCUUACAUCUACACUCCAUAUUUGUACCCAAGCUCUGACGGUCCGCGCUACCUACCAGCCAUGGGUGCCAAUGCAGGCUUUGGGGCUGGAACCGUUAUUUGUGCGUGGGUGUUGAAGAUCUGGCUGAUGGCUGAGAACAAGAAAUUGAGAGCCAGUUCUGGGGACGGUGGACUUGCCUACGCUUAUUGA